Cydia pomonella (codling moth) is the source of this 4515-nucleotide messenger RNA. RefSeq lists its product as uncharacterized. NCBI's taxonomy places the organism in Eukaryota, Metazoa, Arthropoda, Insecta, Lepidoptera, Tortricidae. The record is from RefSeq and is a predicted model, not a curated record. The transcript has 2 exons. The coding region runs from base 902 to 1924 and encodes 340 amino acids.
UGUUCUUUAUUUAAAAACUAUGACAUUAUUGAUUUUUGUUACUAUAGAAACACUCUUCAUAAUACCUUCGAAAUGUAACGUGCUCCCAUUAUUUCAGCUGAAAUAAAUCUUUAUUUUCCUAAUACAUUUCUUCUCGCCGACGGCGCAAUUAAAGAAGAAGAAAUGUAAUAUUAUCGUUUUUUUCUUUCGCCGUCUUGCAAGGCUGAGCGGCGCAAUACGAAGAAAAACGCAAGAUUCAAGGCUCCGCCAUAUGGUCCUUCAACGGAAAAGAUCAGCGCCGAAGAUGGAAUCACGCAGUAAAUUACAUUGAAGGUCAGAAAUCAUUCUUUAUCUCGUCGACUUGAAUGAAGAGCCGAGCGGCGCUAUAUAAAAGGAUAAAGAAUGCAGUAAUACAUUUUUUCUCGCCAACGGCGCAAUUAAAGAAGAAGAAUUGUAAUAUAUCGUUUUUUCUUUCGUCGUCUUGCAAGACUGAGCGGCGCAAUACGAAGAAAAACGCAAGAUACAUAUAACGCAAUGAUGCACCAACUAGCGCUAUCAUGAAAGCGCGUGCAAGCAACAUUUAAAUCGUUUCGUCUACAUUGUGGUAAACGUGCAAUCUUGAACGCAUCCCUUCGUGCUCGUGCGGGCGGCAGCAUUGCGCAGUCCUCGAGUGCGACUAGCUCCUCGACCAAUCGCAGCGCCGUACGUGAACGCCGGGAACGCAACACACUGCGCUUCAACUCACAGCCACUGACGUGACGACGCCAUUAUCCGUUUCGUGUUUGAACUAUUUAAUUUCUUUACCGAAAAACAUAUUUAGUAAAUUAGUUGUGUAUUGGUGUAUUCCAGUAGUGUGAAAUUGUAAUAUUUAAGUGUAUUAGUGAUUGUUUAAGGCAUUUUAUACAAAAUUGUAAUCGUAAAAAUGUCAGAGGCUGAACAGAAAGAAGCCAUAGCGGCGCGAGGUCGCGCUAAAGCCUCUAUCACGCGCUUGAAAAACAGCCUUGACCGCGAAGCGCUCAUAAAUUCACCGAUAGAAUUAGUAACAGUAAAAAGGGCUAGACUUUUGGAUGCCUUUUCUGACUACGAACGCCUUACUAGCAAGGUUGCCUCCCUUUUUUCUUCCCCACCAGCUACCCUCGCCAGCGAUGACGAGGAGGUGGAAGAUAACUACAUUUUGUUGGUAGCGCAGCUAGAUAGCAUCAUAAAUGUUAUCCGCCAAAGGGACAAUCCUCAAGUGAACGCCACAAGCAGCAGCGCAACUGGAGUAAGUGUAAAGUCGGAGAACCUCAAACUGCCUCGGAUCGUGAUAAAAACAUUCACAGGUAAAUACACAGAAUAUUACGAAUUUAUAAACAUGUUCACAGCCAUGAUCGAUAAGUGUACUUCUUUUUCAGCAGUGCAAAAGCUAUAUUAUCUUAAAGGUUUUUUAAGCGAUGAACCGCUCGAUUUAAUAAAAAAUCUACCAUUAGAAGACAACAGCUACCCAGAAGCAUUGUGCUUGCUGAAAGAACGAUACGAUAAUAAAGUUCGAAUUACCCAAGAACAUGUAAAUACACUGCUAGAUAUGCCUACAAUCACGCGAUCUAAUGUCACUAAUUUACGAAAUUUUAUUUCAGUUGUAAAACAGCAUCUUGCUGCUCUGCGAAACUUGGGUGAGCCUGUAGAUAAGUGGGAUGCCAUAAUCAUUUGCAUCCUAUCUAAGAAGAUCGACCUGCCUACCUACAGAGCAUUUCAACUGGAGCGAAAUAACAAUGAGUCACCCACGGUAAAGGAAUUCCUAGGAUACGUGGAAAAACGUGCCCUAGCAUUCGAGAACACUGACGUACAGAAGGGGCCUUCGCAGAGCUUUGUCAGUCAUUCUAUAACUGCACAAGCAAAGCCGUCAGCGCAUCAGCCUCCGCUGCAAUGUUUAUAUUAUUCUCCUGACACAGCCGGAGUCCAAUAAUGGAAACCUAGCAACCUUCCAGCCUACAGUGACUGCAGGCAGUGCAAGUACUUUAGCACCGAGCAUUACAACCUCGAGUGCUGCAACUACGAGUACUUCAAUAGCAUGUGCCGCUACAUCACAAGGACCUACGCUUGUGCAGACAGCAUUUGGCGUAAUCAUUGCCGGCCGCACGCAGCUACCUGCAAGAAAUUCUGAUCAGGUCACAUCUUUGUUUUGUAGUAAAUGCAAUGACAAUUUAAGCGAACAGUUAAGUGCAUUUUGGGAAACUGAAAAAGUACCUGAAAUUUUUCCAGAAAAAUUACCAGAGCAAGAUUACUGUGAAAAGCUUUUUAGGGAAACCACAAAGCUAGUGGAUAAUAAAUAUGAGGUCUCACUGCCCACCAAGGUCCCUUUAGAGCAAAUCAACUCUGAGUUAGGGGAAUCUUUUCACUUAGCACUCAAUAGGUUUCUUAAUCUAGAAAAGAGGUUACACAUGCCAAAAAAUCAAGCUCUUUUCACUGAAUACAAAAAAUUUAUAGAUCAAUAUGUUGAUUUAAAUCAUGGAGAAUACAUUGACAUAAAUAAAUAUGAUUUAACUAAAGAUCCUGUGAACUUUGUCCCUCAUCACCCCGUGAUUCGCUUAGAAGCACGGACUACAAAGCUCCGUUGUGUUUUUGACGCUUCAAUGCGCACAAAUAAGAAAGUUUCUUUGAAUGAUAUGCUUCUAAAUGGCCCUGUGGUGCAGAGAGAUCUGUUUGACAUACUAAUAUUGUUCAGAGCUGACAAACUCUUUUUUAUUUGUGACAAAAUCAAUGUUCCGCUGUGUUAAUUUAAAUCCAGCUCAACGAUCACUACAAAACAUUCUUUGGCGAGAGUCCAAAAAUAAUGACAUAAGGUGUAUUCAACUUAACACGGUAACUUACGGCAUGAAACCAAGUUCCUGGUUAGCCACAAAAUGUCUUAGUGAUCUUGCAGAAAGAAAUGAACAUUCUAUGCCAUUGGCAGCGUCAGCUAUAAGAAACAACACAUAUGUUGACGAUAUUCUAGUAUCUUGCAGCUCUGAACAAGAACUAGCACAAACGCAAUCACAGUUGGUCAAUAUGCUCAAUCUGGGAAGUUUUCACUUGCACAAAUGGGCCUCGAAUUGCAUGCCAGUCUUAGAGAGUGUACCCAAAGAAAGUCACUACUUAGGAGAAGUAGAUCUCCAAAAAGAUCAUGCCUUUGUGAAGACGCUAGGCAUUCACCUAGAUGUCAAGUCUGAUGUCUUCAAAAGCACACGCCCUGAGCCAUACAAUAGUUCAAACGAUUGUAAACGCGACAUUUUGAGCUAUAUAAGCAAAUUUUACGAUCCAUUAGGUCUAAUAGGUCCUGUUUUCGUUCGCGCAAAGGUUAUUAUGCAAAUGUUAUGGGCAGCUCAUGAUCUGAAUUGGGAUUCCACUCCUCCAGAUAACAUUCGUAAAGUAUGGACUGACUUUAUUGAUGAUCUCUCUCUGAUGGAGCCAGUAGUCAUACCGCGUUGUGUCAAGUCAGAGCAAACAGUGGCCAAUCAGCUGAUUGGAUUCGCUGAUGCCUCGUCAGUGGCCUAUGGCUGCUGUUUGUACUUGCGCACAAUAGAUGAGCAUGAUAAUGUACGUACUGAGCUAUUAUGUUCAAAGUCUCGAAUUAGUCCAUGUAAGAAAUUACUUAGUACUGCAAGACUUGAAUUGAAUGCUAGCUUGCUCUUAUCUGGUCUAGUAAAACGGGUUCAUGACACUCUGACAAUAAAAUUAGACAUUCAUGAAAUCCAUCUCUUCUCUGACAGUCAAAUAGUGCUGGCAUGGCUAAAGACAGACGUUGCAAAAUUGAUGACAUACGUCGCAAAUAGGGUCCGAGCCAUCAAAGAGUUGACAGAUGGCUAUCAUUGGCAUUAUGUAAACACUAAUGACAAUGCGGCGGAUUGCCUCAGCAGGGGUCUCUUGCCUCAAGAUAUCGCAGGCCACGCCAUAUGGUGGCGGGGCCCGAUAUUCCUGCAUAAUAAAAAUUAUAUUUUUUCAGAAGAAUCACCCAUGCCUACCGAUUUGCCAGAACUGAAACCUGAUCAUACUAGUGCUCUGUGCCUUACAACCACGACGCACGACCCUGAUCUCUUUCAAAUAAUAAAAAAGUUCUCUACUAUAGCGAAAAUGACUCGUGUUCUUGCAUAUAUCCUUAGGUUUUGCAAUAAUGUUAAACCAACUUCUGAGAAUCUUAAAGGCUUCUUAACUAUAGUCGAACUCAACAAGGCCCUCAUGUUAAUAGUCAAACAUGAGCAAGCUCAAUUCUUUUCAGAUGACUUAAGUAUGUUGCGAUCUGGCAAGCAGCUUAAAGGUAAUUUAAAACCACUAACUCCCUUCCUUGAUGGUGAAGGCAUCAUACGAGUUGGUGGUCGAUUGCAAAAUGCGUUGCUUCCUUAUGCUGCACAGCAUCCGGCAAUAUUGCCAAAACAGUCGCCUAUAACAAACUUGCUUAUAAGAAAUGAACAUAUAUGUUUACUACAUGCAGGACAAAAGUUAGUCUUGUGUUCUCUAAGGCAAAGGUUCUGGAUAGUAGAUGGUUUACGUACUGUAAAAAAGAUUAUACAUAAGUGUAUA